This is a messenger RNA of Xyrichtys novacula (pearly razorfish), 8666 nucleotides long. The record is from the annotation of a GenBank genome assembly. NCBI's taxonomy places the organism in Eukaryota, Metazoa, Chordata, Actinopteri, Labriformes, Labridae.
AAUUUAAAACCGGAACAAACAAAAGAAACUACAGCAAAGCGGAGCAGCUGCGUGUGCGGUGUUUUGGUUGUAGUGAUAUUAAGCAAUAGUCACUCACACGGGGGAACACUUUGUGGUAAAACGGGAUCCUCGACACGGACGAGCGGACUUGAGUUCUUCUUUUCAGCCUCUUGGGAAAAGAAAUGAAGCUGAUAAUGACAACACAACAUUAGCCAGAGACAUUAGGACUUUUUGUUCUUUUUAUUGACCAAGUGGCUCUUUUAUUUAACUCGCCUUUCGGCUUUUAUUUAGUGUUUUAUGCUUAAUUUUUGAGACAUAAUGAAGGGCUGCCUUUCUGCUUUGAGGAGGAGUAGGAGGGGUAGCAGCGGGGCUUCCAGGCUCUUGUAUCCGCUGCUCGGUGCGUGUCUCUGGGCUGCGGUUGUCGGAUACAAACCGGUGAUCAUCGUCCACGGUUUGUUCGACAGCUCGGGGGAUUUCAGGAACUUGAUACACUUCAUAAACGAGGUGAGUGCUCGGGAUAGAAACGCACCUGUGAAAUAAGGUUUGCUUCUUUUGGCAGUGAGAUGUAUACAUUAAUGGUAUAAGACAGCGUAAAGAGGCUACAGCGGGCCUGACUGUUGUAUAAGCACAUGUUAACCAGCAGAAACAUGCAGCACCACUGUGGAAAAUGAAGAUGAGCUGUGCGACAUUACUCAGCGGAUCUCAUGAUGUUCAAGAUAUGAUACUUAAAACAGAAGGUUGUCUUCAAAUAUAAACUCUUUUUGUAGCUUCACUUUUAGGGGUUUACAUUCACAAAACAAGUCUUUUCUAUAGAGAAAGUCCAAACAAUUAAAUGUAUUAAAACCAAAUCUGAAAAAGUUAAAAAUUUUCUCUACUUUUUAAAUUUGUAUUUUUCUAUCAAUUAGAUAUAUAUUUUGUUUGAUUAAAGUUUCAUUUUAAUUGUCAAAAUGCUUAGUUUUGCACAGUUACUUUUUAUUAUUAUAAUUGUUUUAUAUAUUGAAAUACUCCUAAAACAAGACAGAAAUAUAUUGUAUAAAAACUAAUAUUAUCAUAUUAUUUGAAAAAGUGUUCAAAAAGAAUACAAGAACAAUGUCAAACAUUUGCUAUAAAAGUGAUAAACAUUAUAAUAUGCUUCUUCUUUUGAAUACAUGACUGAAAAAUUAGUCAUUGUCUUUUAAAGCCUUGUUUUUAUCCCUUUUUUCCCUUUUGUAUCAUGUUUGAUACAUAAAUUUAUGAUACUUCUAUCAAUCAAUAUGAUCAACAAAUUACUUAAAGUACACCUUAAUACAGUCUGAUAAAUGGUAUAAAUGUCCUCUUGUGGUUUAUCAGUUUCUGGUUUAUUCAAUGCUUAUCAGAAUUGUUUUAAUAUAUUGAAAUACUCCUAAAAAAAGACAGAAAUAUAUUGUCCAAAAACUGAUAUUAUCAUAUUAGUUGAAAAAGUAUUCAAAAGGAAUACAAGAACAAUCUCAAACAUUUGCGUUAAAAGUGAUAAACGUUAUAUUAUGCUUCUUCUUUUGAACACAUGACUGAAAAAUUAGUCAUUAUCUUUUAAAGCCUUGUUUCUAUGUAUUUUUUUGUUUUUUUAAGCAUUGUAUUUAUCCCUUUAUUGCCUUUUGUAUCAUAUUUAAUACAUACUUUUAUAAUACUAAUAUCAAUCAAUAUGAUUAACAAACUACUAAGAAUACACCUUAAUUCAGUCCGAUAAAUGAUAAAAAUAUCCUCUUGUGGUUUAUCAGUUCCCAAAAACAUCUAAUGUGUCAAACGAAAUAAAUAAAUAUAUUUGUUAAAUUUUAAGGACAUUUUGAUUUUUUUGGUUUUCAGUAGUAAGUGAAAUAAACAUUUCAGCUCCAAAAAAAUUGAAAUUUUUUGGCCAUAAUUUGUGGUUUUGUAAUUUUUUUUGUCAAAACUAAAAUAAGUCACGUUUUUGGCAGUCUAGUUUUUCUUAGUUUCCUUCAGCAAGAAACCUUAUUAAUUACACUAUAUUAAAUGUGAUGAGUGUGUGGUCAUUUGAAUGAGAAUCCAGAUAUAGAGAGCAAGACCCAGCUCUUCUCACUUCAGCUUAUGGUGUAGAUCACUUUGAGGCCGACAGUGACCAGCCUGAGUUAGAAACUGAUGUUUUGACCUCAGUGUCAUCAGGCAGAUAUGUAAAGAGCUGGCGCAUCUUGUGGUUUCACUUGUAGCUUGUGCUGAUAUGCUAUGCAAGGCUCUUUGCUCUUUGUGUGGACAAACCGGUUCGAGUCAGUGUGGGUUUAUGUCCUCGUUACAUUCAGGAGCCAUAGUUUGUGCACCAGUCAUUCAGUGAGGUUUCCACUCUUCGCUGUGAUAAUGAACAUUCCCACUGCACAGUCCAUUGUGCCCUGUCCUGCUUGUCCUCCUGUUUCCCCCAACCUCCCCACUCACAUACCAUCAGAAACUGACACACAUGUGUGAUUGUGUUUAGAGGCUGACAUAAAAAAUGUGAUGGUAUUGCAAAGAGGAAGUCGUUGUGGGGGCUCUGGCUAAGUCUUCAAGGUAAAGGGAAGGCCGGGUUCCUCUUUUUGUCCCAGAUGUCUAAGAAAGUCAAAGACUGAAACCAGACAGCUUGUACUUGUGAAGGAAACUAGGACCCCGCUCUCUUUCUGCUUCAUCUGCUGUUCUAUCUUGCACCAGACAGGCCGAAGAGUCAUCAAUAUUUUAAGCACAUGCUAAUCAAUAAGCAGCUAAACAUCCCAAAGACCUCUGAUAAUACAGGAGGUUUCCUUUGCUUUGAAUGCUGAGGUUAGCACACAGUUUCUUGUCGCUGCCCAAAGCUUCACUCAGUAAUGUGAGAGAUUACGAAGACACACUCUUCCCCUCCUCUCUGUUUACAAAGUGUUUUCUUCUUCUGCAGUCUCACCCUGGAACAAAUGUGACCGUCAUCGACUUGUUCGACAGGAGCGCCAGUCUGCAGCCCAUGUGGAAGCAGGUUGAGGGCUUCAAGGCAGCUAUCUACCCAAUAAUGCAAAACGCAGCAGACGGAGUCCACUUCAUCUGCUACUCACAAGGUGUGUGAAAAGAUAACCCAACAGGCCUGGCAUUUGUUUUGGUCUCUAGUUACAGAGUGAUUCUUGCAAUAAAUGACCUAUUUUUUACAUUGUUAAUGUUUUACUUUUUUGAAGAUUGGACUUUACAAGACACGUUUUUUAAAUCAUUUUACAAGCUGUUUGUUUUUUUAUAACUCUUGAGGUUUCUACUUGAGUCAGGAGUUGAAAAAUCCCAACAAGCGUCCUGUUAUUCAGCCUGUCACAUGUUCUUUUACCAACAUGCAUUUAAAAGCCGACUUCCUCCCACUGAGCAUGAGUAGGAUCUCAAAUCGAGUAUAAUCAUUUUAAGUUAUUCAGGUGAGUCUUACUGACAAAAUAGCCAAUAUUUUCUUUCAAAGCCUCUUCAUUGAUUUUUAACCCUGUGUGACAGUAAAGUGGAUGUUUGGAGCUCCUUCCUGUCGCUCAGAUAAAACAAGACUGUUUGUAAUGUCACCUUUGGCUCAGAGAUUAGAUUAUAGAAGAAACCCUGCAGCUCUCUGUGGCCUUACAUGGGAAAAAAGGCAGAUGGCUUGAUAGUGGAAACUGUUGUUAGUUUCAGUUCUGGGGGUUAAAUUUCAAACUUUGGCUGUAAGGUUACCAAAACAACACUCACGAAGCAAGUGAUUUCCUGUCCUACAUGUCUGUCUGCCUCUGAGGAGUCAUAAUGUGGUUGUGCUGGGAUUAAAGUGGAAUAAGUGGGUCAGAAGUCUUAUGAAAAAUAUUCUCUGUUGAUGAAACCGCAGGUGGGCUGGUGUGCAGAGGAAUCCUCUCCACUCUGUCCGACCACAACGUCCAGUCCUUCAUCUCUCUGUCCUCACCUCAGGCCGGGCAGUACGGAGGUGGGUUUUACUUCACGCUAAGCACAUUAUGACUAUUAUAUGUUCAAACGUCUUAUUUUCAGAGGAGACCAAUGUCAAUUUAGGACUUGACACAACUUCAAGUAAAUGCCAAGUAUCAACUGUAUGUUGACGAUCAGUGAAUGUUUACAGGGGAUUAAAUGUGUUAAACUUGUUCCUUUAUCUUCACCUUUCAGACACAGACUACUUGAAGUACCUCUUCCCACAGUUUGUGAAGUCCAACCUCUACCACCUCUGCUACACCGCCAUAGGUCAGAGGAUAUCCAUCUGCAACUACUGGAAUGGUAAGACUUCAAAAUUACACACUCAGUUUGUUCUUUAUUUUAAUACUUUGUUGGAUUUACUGAGAUUUUCUGAUUGUUUCUUCCUCUCUCUUUGCAGACCCCCACCACAGAGACCUGUAUGUGAACAGCAGUGAUUAUUUGGCUCUGCUCAACAGUGAGAGACCCAAUCCAAACUCAACAGGUCAGCACAUUCCUUCAGGGUAGAACUGGUCCUGAGGUUCUUAUCUGUGUCACUGUAGAUUAUAGACAGAGUAGAGUAUUGACCUCAGGGGGUCUUUAAAGAGGCAUCAGUGAGAAGAAGAGGAGUGUUUUUAAUACUCUCAGUGUAGACACAGACUGGUGUGUCUUAUUUUGAAAGAUUCCUCUGGAGCCACAGAAAAUAGGACGAUGUUUAGAUACAGUUUUGGUCCUCCGUUAGCACAUGGAAUCACAUGAUUGUGAUUCCCUUUAGCCGUAGAAAAACUGAUAACAGUUGACCACUUCUCUUCUCCAGUUUCUUCUAAGUACUUCUUCUAAAUAAAGGGGCCACAGACUGAACAGUACGUCCUGUACGUUUGUGUUUCAAUCUCAGAAUGGAAGAAGAACUUCCUGAAAAUCAAGAAGCUGGUGUUGAUCGGAGGACCGGACGAUGGGGUCAUCACUCCCUGGCAGUCGAGGUGAGUUCAGGCUCUACCUGCUGUUUAUAACUUCACAUCACUUGUUAUGAACAUUAUCAGUGUGACAACAAGCUUUGUAAGGCUGGAUGUAGUCAGGAAAAACUCUGCAUUCAGCACAGUCUUUAUACAUUUUAGUUUCUUUUAAAUGCCUUCAUUUUGUGGAGUAAUGUUUGAAAUUUUUAACGCUGAUAAAAGAAGCUGAAGCAUAUUUUUUUCUGCCAAAUCUGGGGAUAUAAAUAUUUAUUUCUUUCCUGCUACUUCUACGGGAUGUUUCUAGCGUCAUGUCACACACUGUUUCACAUUCCUCAGCUUUGAGUAAUUUUCUUUUUCAGACUGUGAACGAUCAGAUGACUUUCUUAUGAUGCUCACACGUUUAUCUCUCUUCUGGUUUUUAGUCAGUUUGGAUUUUAUGAUGACAACGAAACUGUUGUGGAGAUGCAGCACCAAGACGUGAGUGUAAUCUGCUAUGUAGUUUGUUAUGACAUAUAGAGGCAAAUAUAAAACACUAUCUUCUGAAGUGAUGAAGUAAGAGAACCUCCUCUAUUUAACACACCCACUGUGAGCUCUUAAUUCUAUCUAUAAUAUGACCAUAAGAGUCAUCCUGAAAUAAAAUUCAGCUUCCUCAAAUUCACUCCAAGAGUUUUUUGUGCUCUCUUAUUUAUGAAAAAUAUUCAGAAAUAAACAAUGAAGCUGUUACAUCAACACAAAAAGAGAUAUUAGACACUAUUGUGAAGGCCUUUUCUCCUCAAAGCAGCAUUAGGGCCUGUGUCCACUGAGUGCAUUCUCAUACAUAAUAAUUUCCAAUCAAAACUGUAAUGUUUGUUUACAAAACUGAGAAAAAUAAUAUUUUACAGACAUUUUUUUUUGCAUUUGUCAAUUUAUUUUGUAUCCCAAGUGUUUGUUGUGUAUAUAUCUGAUACUUCUCCCAACUUUUAAUGCUAUGGCUGUUUUAUACCAGCAGAUGGCAAUGUAACAAAGUGGAAUUCAAAACCUGUCCUCGUCUGGUAUUAUGACGGCAGCUACAAAACUGAAGAGAACAACCUAAAACACUCAAACUGAUGAAAACCAACUAAUAUGAGCAUUUAAAGCAUUGAAACAAAUAGUAAAACUUGAAAAGAUCAACAAAACUCUCAUUCAGACUAAACUGAGUGUCCAAACAAAACAGUUUUAGACACUAUAAUGAGCAAACUUUAAUAGAUCAUAAAGAGUUUGAAACACUGUGCGAUAAUGUGUCUAGUGUCGACUGUUAACAGGAAAACAUCCUCAAUUAAAUGAUCUUCCUUUUCUCAUUCCAGCUGUAUUUACGAGAUGUUUUCGGUCUGAAGACGUUGGGGGCUCGUGGAGAUCUGAUUGUCUGUACCGUUCCCGGAGUUGAACACGUGUACUGGCACUCAAACGAGACCGUGUUCCGUCUUUGCAUGGAGAAAUGGCUGGAGUAAAACUCUCUUUUACAGCACGCAAACACACAGACACAGACACAGACACACAGAUACCCAACACUGAGUUUUAUAAGCUCAUGACUUCCAGCAUUUAUAAAACUCUGCCUUUACAACCACUGUAAAGUCCUCUCACACACAUCCUGAGUGUUCUCCAAAAGUAUGACCUCAAGUCUUUAACACUGACUUGGUAAACAAAUCAGGGUUGCUAGAGUUUGUUUGCAAUACUUUCUUUUCCACUUUAUCAGUUUGGUUUGAGUGUCUGCAGAUGCAUUUACUUAUUCUAACACAUCAUGAAACAUUUUCUGUUAUUUAAAGGGACUCUUUUCUUUUCUUUUUUUUUUAAGUUUAAAUCCUUUUACUUGAGAGUUUUAUGAGAGGACUGAUACUGCUCUCCUCUUUAUGAGCUGUAAAUGAAGUUAUGAAGCAAAUAGUUUAGUUUAGCUUAAAGACGAAGGGGAACAAUUGGCAUACCAAAACACCGUUACAGUUACAAAACACCUACCAGCAUUACUAACUUACAAGUUAAGUCUUUAGUUUAACUGUAUAAAGAGCUAAGUGAAGACAUAAAUGUGGUUUUACAUACGGGCUUGUGUCCUCACUAAUGUUACCCCCCGGAGUUUCUUUGCACGGUAAGGUUGCCAGGCAACAAGCUGAGACUCAAAGGUGGGAGUUCUCGCCUCAUAAACGCCACAAAGUGUCCUCUUUAAGGAUUUAUUGUGUAUAUUUUAGGGCUUUUAAUGCUAUGAAGGCGUUUUUUAGUUUGUCUUUACGCUAAGCAAGACUAACUGGCUGCUUCAUGAGAGCCGUAUCUUCAUAUCAAGGUGUAGAUGUGGAAAGAUUAUCAAUACAGCUCCCAAAAUAUCCAAACAGAGGGAUAAAUAUCUAAAAUGUCAAACUUUAUUGAUUAUUUUUUAACAUUUUUUCUUUGUUGAACAAAUCCAGCAGUUAUUCUUACAGUAUAAGCACAAAGAACAAACUUACAGAUGCAACAGAUGAAACGUCUCCGGUAAACGAGGUAAAGAUUUAAUCAUGAUUUUAUUUUAAAGGCCAGCAAAAGUCCACUCUGACUUUAUGAGAGCCCUCCUACGGUUAAUGGUUGUCUUUUUUAUUGAUGUAAAGGGAAAUUUAAAGGGGAAAAGUUAACGAAGGUGCAACAUUCUGACUUUUAAUCCCAAGUUUAAGUCACUUUUUUAAAAUUCUUAAUAGCUAAAGUCAAAGUUACAGACCUUUACUGUGGUUUUCACAAGUUGAUGAGUCUCUGGUGUCUGCUCUUCAGGGGUGAAAACUGGUAGCAUGCCCCUUUAAAGUGUAUAAACAAACUAUAUCACUUCUCAGACUUACCAAAUCACAUAUCUACAAGUGUGUGUGUGUGUGUCCGGACACACAUACCUCAACACAUCACACACAAACCAGUGCCUGAGCGACGUUCUGUCAUCCUCUCUCUUCAUGUACAGACUCACUGCCCUGCUCAUCGGAUGAUGCAGUUAUUUAUAUCUUUGGAAUCCUGUCAUUUUAACCCAGGAGAUGAUGAUAUCCAUGUUGUUGUUUUUUUGUUAGAUUGUACAUAUGAUCAUGAAUAUUUUGUUUCGUAUCAUUACCAUGCAGUGCUUUGAAGUUUUAGUAGUUUAAGCCUUAAAUUGUCCCGACAUGCCUCCGUCUUUCAUGCUCCAUACCUAAGUGCUAAAACACACUGCCUUUAGUGACCGUGCUUGAAUGAAUGAGUGAUAGGAGAGGAGGAGAAAGAGCCAAGAGUGUGGCAGUGCUAUAUUAGUGUUUACUUAUCCACUAGACUCUUGUACAUGACCGUCUUUACCUCCCAUCUCAUUUAGAUAUCUCAGGCGUUUUAGGAACCUUCUUGUUUGUCAGUCUCUUUCAGAUAAAGGGAAAUACUUAACUUAAUUUGUUGCAUUUUGUUGGAUAGUUAUGGGUGCUUGUUGUACUAAUAUACAUCCAGAUAGUUCUCCAGAAAUAAAUACAAGAGUGAAAAUAUCCAUUCUGUGAAAACAUGAAGUUGAUAGCUUUCUUAGAGCAAAAAGUUUGUGUUGCACAAUAAUUGCCCAGACAAAGAGAAGGGAGGAGAUUACCAUAGAAUGAUUUUAACUGUUUUUUAAAGUUGUAAAAACGUCAGUAUUAUUUGAAUGUUGUUGCAUCCUUUGUUCACUAUUUGUUUGAAGAAAUCAGCUGCAUAAAAUGCAGAUUUAAGGGAAAUUCCUCUCUAUUCAGUUGUCUUGCUUUAUAAACAAUAAAUUUGGAUACAGAGUUUUUUUAAAGACCAAACAAAUGACUAUUUUGGCACUGUCCUUCAAUUUCUACAGUACAUGGUCUUCAAAUAAAAAUGUGUCAAAUGCUGUCAAUUCCUCAAUAAAAGACGGUUUUGAAAAAUGAUUUU